AUGCAACCAAUUCCAAAAUUACAGGAAUUGCCAAAUCCGGUUGUAAAAUUAGACGAGUACCCACCUUUGAUCAUCCUUAACUCUCAAUCUUUCCAUGGUGUUCGGUCCUCACUUUCAUCAAAAUUUGAAAACAAAAGAAAGCGGGAAAUCAGGGCCUGGUUCAAACAGCGCUCUUUCGUCAUAACCGCCGCCGCCAGCCACCGCCACAGCCACAGCCACCAUUCUGUUGUUCAUCCCCAGAUUCUAUUCAUCGAUCAGUUCUGUAUGUCGAAUGUUUCUCUUUUGGGAUUACGUGAAAUGGGCAACGAUUUGAAGCUUUAUCAUCUGUGGCUUUUCGACUCUGGUGAAGAAUUCUUUUCUAGUUGGGAGUUACUCAUUGAUUGA
This is a messenger RNA of Lactuca saligna, 384 nucleotides long. The record is from the annotation of a GenBank genome assembly. NCBI's taxonomy places the organism in Eukaryota, Viridiplantae, Streptophyta, Magnoliopsida, Asterales, Asteraceae.